Messenger RNA from Papilio xuthus (Asian swallowtail), 1818 nucleotides. RefSeq lists its product as uncharacterized. The record is from RefSeq and is a predicted model, not a curated record. Gene Ontology annotation, molecular function: ligand-gated monoatomic ion channel activity. Gene Ontology annotation, cellular component: membrane. The coding region runs from base 1 to 1818 and encodes 605 amino acids. Lineage: Eukaryota; Metazoa; Arthropoda; Insecta; Lepidoptera; Papilionidae. The transcript is spliced from 10 exons.
AUGGACUUGCCGGCCUUCGUGUGCGCCUUCUUCGCAGCCAAGAACGUGCACUUGCUCACGGCCUUCCUGUGUUGGAGAUCAGUUGAGGUGGUGGGCGUGUGGCGUGAGUGCGCAGCACGCGGAGUACGGAUGCGCGCGGCCGGGAGCUGCUGGCCCUUGCCGCUGCCCGCUGUCGGCGCACGCCGCGAGGGCGUGCUGCUGGAUGUCCACUGCCCUCACGCUAAAGUACUACUCGACAAGUUCUUUAAGGCGUCGGUCGCGCACGCGUUCAAUCACCGAUACUCUUGGCUGUUACUGGACACGGCAGCGGCAGAGGCGAACGGGUCGGUGGAUUACAAAGUUGAGGCACGGUCGCAAGCCAUGUUGCGGUUCGCCGCCGUGCUGCCCGACGCGGAUGUGGUGUGGGCAACACCGGCAGCGGCUAUGGACGUGUACCGCGUGGCGGUGGGCUGGCCUCUAGUGAACACCGCACUGCCUUCGCCAAGUGCCGCGAUGUGGGCGGCGUGGAGUGCGCUGCCCGCAGCUGCCGCGCGCCGUCGAGACCUCGCCGGUGUGCGCCUCAGCGCGGCCACCGUCGUCAGCCGGCCGCAGCAAUUCUCCGGCUGGGCGGACGUGAGCAGCCGCGCAGUCGACACCUUCCCCAAGCUCACAUACCCCCUCAUGAUGCUGCUUGCUGAGGACUUGAACUUUCGGUACGACCUGCGACAGGUGGACGCGUACGGCGAGGAGCUCAACGGCACCUUCGGCGGGCUAGCCGGCCUGUUGCAGCGCGGGAUCGACAUCGGCGUCGCCUCCAUGUUCAUGCGCGCGGACCGAUGGCGCGCUCUGCACUACGCCGCCGAGACCAUCGAACUCAAAGGCGCGUUCAUAUUCCGUCAGCCGGCGCAGUCGGCGGUGGCCAACGUGUUCGCGCUCCCGUUCAGCCGCGGAGUGUGGGCGGCGGCGGGCUGCGCAGCGUGUGCGGCAGGCGCGUUGCUGGCAGCGCUGGCCGCGCUGGCUCGCAUCGCGGGCGCACCCGAGCCCGCACUCGUCCAUAUCACGCUGCCGGACUGCUUCACCUUCGUCAUGGGCGCCAUCUGUCAGCAAGGGUCGGAACUGGCGCCGCGGCUGUGGUCGCUGCGGCUAGUGAUGUUCUGCGCGCUGCUGUCGUCGCUAUUCACGUUCACCUCGUAUGCGGCCAAGGUGGUGGCCAUUCUGCAGGCACCUAGCGACGCACUGCAGACCAUAGACGACCUCACCGACUCGCCCUUGGCGCUGGGCGUGCAGGACACCACCUACAAGAAAGUUUACUUCGCCGAGAGCGAGGAGCCAGCGACACAGCGGCUGUUCCGGCGCAGACUGGCGCCGCUGGGCGAGCGCGCUUACCUCGGCGUGGCGGAGGGCGUGGCGCGGGUGCGCACCGGCCUCUUUGCUUUCCAGGUGGAGCAGGGAUCGGGGUACGACGUCAUCAGCAGGACGUUCACGGAGCGUGAGAAAUGUGGCCUCAAGGAGAUACAGGCCUUCAAGCUGCCAAUGGUGGCCGUGCCCAUCCGCCGGCACUCCGGCUACCGGGACCUGGUGGCCUCCAGGCUGCGGUGGCAGCGCGAGGUGGGGCUGAUGUCGCGCGCACGGCGGCUGUGGGUGGCAGAGCCGCCGCGCUGCGGGUGGGGCGGCACGGACGCGGCCGGCGUGGGGCUGCGCGACGUGAUGGGGGCGCUGCACGCUCUGCUGGCGGGCGCCGCUGUCGCCUGCGCGCUGCUGCUGGCCGAGCGGCUCGCACACGCGGUGCGCCUCUCACAACUGCGCAGGAAGCGAACAGCGCCAACAUUCGAACCUUAG